AUGGUAGACUAUAAUUCAACCAAAGGAGAGCCCUCCCAGCAGGCAGAGGCUUCAACAAGUCAAGCUCCCAGUUCACAGGUGGAGUCCAGUCGGGGACGCAGUUCCUCUGUUGCUUCUGGAUCUUCCCAAUCAAGUUACCGAAGUCCAAAGGAUGCUCUACGCCAUCGUAUAUUGCACUUGUCUGAAUUGCUGCGGGUGGAGAAGGCCAAUCAUGAUGACAACCUCUCCAGUUAUGUGGAACUGGUGAGCAAAGCUGAUCGGGAAAAGGCACCCUCCAUCCGUCAAGCAUUUGAACGUAUCAACCAACGCUCCUCAGCUAAUAUUGCUCAUCUUGAACAGCGUCUGCAGGAUUGCAUAGCCCAGCUGAGGAGAUUAGAACAGAGAUACUUAUCUGUGGACAGUGGUGCCACCUCUACCCAGCAGCAACCCCUCAAGGGCAACGUGACCCAACAAGGGCCAUAUCACAUACCCAAGUUCCGCCCUACAGAACCUACUUUAAUAGAAGAAUGCUCCGUCCAAGAGAACAAGGAAAAUGAGUCUGUCUCAGAGGCAGGCCUUGAAGAGGAGAGCAAAAAGAAGCUUCAGGAGCUGAAGAGCCAGAUCUUGGAGCUAACGGAAUAUCACAAAGUCCUAGAGAAUGAGUGGCACGUUUUGGACGAGGCUUGGAAAGCUGAUAAAAAGCAAAUUAUGGAACUCCUACAGGAGGAAAAGAAGAGGCACUAUCACCUGGAAAUACAAGUGAAUGAUGUGGUACAACUAAAUAUCAAUGAAAUCACCAACCUCAAACAUGAUCUGGCCUGCACUGAGGAGAAGAUGGUGUAUCAGUCUUAUGAGAGGUCCCGGGAUAUCUGGGAGGUGCUGGAUUCCUACCAGACCCGGCUUGCCAAACUGGAAACGCAGCAGCAAGCCCAACAGCAGGAGGCAAUGGAGGUACCCCAGGCCAGCGUGUAUAAACUUUAUGGACAGCUCAUGAACCUCCUGUUGACCAUUGCUGCCAUUCUCCUGGUGUGUUUUUCAACGAUUUCAGCUUGUGUCCUUCCUCUUCUGCGUACUCGCUGGCGGGCCAUGUCCACUCUAAUUGUGAUCAUCAUCUUAACUGCUGCCUGGAAUUACUUCCCUGACAUUACUGAGUUAGAAUGGAAAACAUGGCUUCCUUCAGCUUGGUAG
Molecule: messenger RNA, 1167 nt
Organism: Candoia aspera
Lineage: Eukaryota; Metazoa; Chordata; Lepidosauria; Squamata; Candoiidae
Gene: TEX28
Product: testis expressed 28
Exons: 4
Coding region: 1-1167 (388 amino acids)
Cellular component (GO): endomembrane system
Source: RefSeq, a predicted model, not a curated record